Dendrobium catenatum is the source of this 1182-nucleotide messenger RNA. RefSeq names its product phospholipase A(1) DAD1, chloroplastic. NCBI's taxonomy places the organism in Eukaryota, Viridiplantae, Streptophyta, Magnoliopsida, Asparagales, Orchidaceae. The record is from RefSeq and is a predicted model, not a curated record. The transcript has a single exon. Gene Ontology annotation, molecular function: glycerophospholipase activity. Gene Ontology annotation, biological process: lipid metabolic process. The coding region runs from base 1 to 1182 and encodes 393 amino acids.
AUGUGGUACUCCUCCAUCCGGCCAUCUCACACUGCCACACCCCGUCACGCUAGCCACCGCAUCGCCUCCUCCGCCGCCUGCCGCCCGCCCGCCUCCAUUCGGCUUGGCAAGCGGUGGACCGAAUUUCAGGGUGCUAACAAUUGGGACAACCUCCUUGACCCCCUCGAUCCCACGCUCCGUUCAGAAAUCCUUCGCUACGGGAGUUUCGUGCAAGCAACUUACUCUUCGUGUGACCUGGACACCUCCUCCCCUUCCUACGCCUCAUGCCGCUUUCCCAAACACUCUCUUCUCCGUCUCUCCGGACUCCCUUUUUCCGGCUAUCGCGUCACCCGCAACCUCCACGCCACCUCGGGCUCCCGCCUCCCUCACUGGGCCCCUGCUUCCCUCUCCCGCCAGACCAGCUGGAUCGGCUUCAUUGCUGUCUGCGAUGACGAAGCCGAACUCGCACGCUUAGGCCGCCGUGACAUCGUCAUUGCCCUCCGUGGCACAGUCACCGCCCUCGAAUGGCUUGAUAACCUCCGCGCCACUCUGACCCAUCCUACCCCUUCCUGCACUCCGACUGAUCAUGACCCGGCGCGAACGGAUCCAAUGGUUCAGCGCGGGUUCUGGAGCCUCUUUACAUCCUCCAGCGCCGCCCACCGUAGCCUCUGCGACCAGGUCCGCGACGAGAUCCGCCGCCUGCUCCACCAAUACAGUUGCGACGAAAUGAGCAUCACUAUUACCGGCCACAGCCUCGGCGCCGCCCUUGCUGUUCUCACCGCAAACGAUCUGUCGACAAUGCUGGGUCCUUCUGGGCCAAUGGUGACCGUUGUGUCGUUUGCCGGGCCGCGGGUCGGCAAUGCCAGCUUCCGGAGGCGGAUGGAAGAGCAGGGGAGCAAGGUGCUUCGAAUUGUGAACACAAGUGAUAUCAUCACGAAGGUGCCAGGUUUCGUUGACGAGAGGGAUAAAGAAAAGAUGGUACUAAACUGGCUGAUUUCGAAAUCCGGAUGGGUGUACGCCGAUAUUGGACGGGAACUUCGCGUUAGCGGUCGGCGGACGGCGAACGUGGCGGUGUGUCACGACCUCAGCCAUUACUUGCAGCUGGUGAACCAGCUUAGUGAAGUAUGCCCGUUGGUUUCGCAGGUGGAGAGAUUGCCGAGAGGAUGGCGGGGGGCGGGGAUUCUGGCCGGCGAUGCGUUGUGA